AAGACGGUGACAAGGACGGGAUGGAGAGAACCUGCGACACUUUGUUGAUGUGUAUUGUGACUGUGUUGAACCAGGGGCUGAGGAAUGGCGGAGGCGUGGGGGACGUCCUUCGGAAGCCAUCCAAAGAGGAGCCGCUGUUUGCUGCUCGGGUGGUUUAUGAUCUCCUGUUUUAUUUCAUCGUCAUCAUUAUCGUGCUGAAUCUCAUUUUCGGAGUCAUCAUCGAUACCUUUGCAGAUCUCAGGAGUGAAAAGCAAAAGAAAGAAGAGAUCUUAAAGACAACCUGUUUCAUCUGCGGGCUUGAACGAGACAAGUUUGACAACAAGACGGUUUCAUUCGAGGAACACAUCAAGUCAGAACACAACAUGUGGCACUAUCUGUAUUUUAUCGUUCUGGUCAGAGUGAAAGACCCAACGGAAUAUACUGGACCUGAAAGUUAUGUGGCCCAAAUGAUUGCGGUGAGUCCUAUUUUGCUGUG
Notechis scutatus (mainland tiger snake) is the source of this 475-nucleotide messenger RNA. The record is from RefSeq and is a predicted model, not a curated record. Lineage: Eukaryota; Metazoa; Chordata; Lepidosauria; Squamata; Elapidae.